AUGCUCGCCCUCGCUAUACUCGCACUAUUUCUAGCUCUCGCGAUAAGAAACUGGUUAUCAGUCCGCCGCCGUUACAGGAAUAUUCCUGGUCCAUUCCUCUCGCGCUAUACCUCCCUGCCACUCGCUCUUCAUUCUCGCGGAGGCAAGCGACAUCUCUACGUUCAUUCUCUACACCAGAAAUACGGUCCGUUGGUACUCAUCGCUCCAAAUCACAUCUCCUGCUCUCAUCCCGAUGCCAUAAACGUCGUCUAUGCUCAAGGCGAGCACGCUCUUCCGAAGUCUGAUUUCUACAAAGCGUUUGUCAUUGACGGCACGCCUAAUCUAUUCAACACCCAGGACCGCCUGGAGCACACCAAGAGACGUAAAGCUCUGGCGCAUCCUCUCAGCUAUAGAAGUGUCAAGGAAAUGGAAGAAUGGAUUGCAAACAAUAUGUUGAAGCUAGUGCGGAACCUCGAUAGGGAAUGCGAGUCAAAAUCUUCUUCUCUACAAAUGACUCAUUCGCGUCUUAACGGUGUCCCCAUGGGCGCGGAGACUCCCGGGCGAGCUUCUGGAGAAGAAGCAAGUUGCCUCAAUAUGCACGCAUGGUUCAAUUGCUUCACAUUCGACGUCAUCUCAGACCUCGCUUUUGGCCAAUCGCUUGGAAUGCUUGACCGAGGAACAGAUGUGCUUCCAGCAUCCUGUGAGGACACGGGAGUUGCGGCUAUGAUUGGUCUCCGAGGCCGUGCCGCCGCUUUUCUUGGUUUGUUUCCACCGCUUGUAGCAUUCGGUAGAACUGGGAUGUUGAUCAGAUGGUUCAUAUUGCACUUUUGGCCCGACCCUCUUAUCAGAAAAGGCUUGAGUAGCAGCGAUAUGCUUUCGGAUAUCGCGACAAGUUGUGUCCGGAAAAGGCUGUCUUCCACGAACAACGAUGAUCAAAUUAUCCGGAAUGACUUGUUGCACCGACUUCUCACUGAACUUAGAAGCUCCGAACAACUCACCGACGGGGUCAAGGUGCCACUUGACGAGAAAGUUGUAGUUACUGAAGCUAUGCUUCUACUUACCGCUGGAUCUGAUACAACUGCGGAUUCAGCAGCCGCGAUACUCUGGUACAUUCUUGCUCAUCCCGCGGUCCAUGAGCGCCUCGUCGCGGAACUGGAUGAAAAUGUCGGCACACUAUCGCAUGAUCUGGGCGCUGCAGAUGAGCUUCCUAAACAUGAUCAGGUGAAAGCGCUUCCUUAUCUGACCGCCACAAUACAAGAAGCAUUCCGCAUGUUCGCAACCAAUGCCUUUGGUCUACCCAGGGUUGUUUCUGAUUCUUCAAAACUUGUCACACUAGUGGGCACGAACAUCCCACCGGGGACUGAAUUGAGUGUUCCUGCGUAUACAAUCCAGAGAGAUACGGAUAUUUGGGGUGACGAUGCUUAUGAAUUCAAAGUAGACCGUUGGCUUCAAGACGACAAAUCUUCCGAGUCCGUCGAUGUGAAGAGAGCUGACCCAAAGUAUCUUCUUACGUUUGGAGCUGGCCCGCGUAUGUGUAUUGGGAAGAACCUCGCUACUCUGCAGUUGCACCUGCUGAUAUCCACUAUCCUCCUGCGUUACAAGCUGGAAUUGUAUGAUCCCCAUAGAGGUUUAGAAGCCAUCGAGGGCUUUAUGAACAAACCGGUUGAAGUUUUAGUAAAGAUAUCUCGACGAUAA
Molecule: messenger RNA, 1674 nt
Organism: Lentinula edodes (shiitake mushroom)
Lineage: Eukaryota; Fungi; Basidiomycota; Agaricomycetes; Agaricales; Omphalotaceae
Product: cytochrome P450
Exons: 5
Coding region: 1-1674 (557 amino acids)
Molecular function (GO): oxidoreductase activity, acting on paired donors, with incorporation or reduction of molecular oxygen; heme binding; iron ion binding
Source: RefSeq, a predicted model, not a curated record